AUGAUGAUAACUCCAACUGAUGCCUUAAAUACUCUACAUGGUGCAAUAGAAGAAGAAGCCCUCGAAGCCGUAUUGGACAUCAUCUCAAAGGAUGGGAACCUUGUCAACAGAGUCCUGAUUAAUCAUACAGCUUUAACUCUGGCAACAGAACUCGGGGUCAGAUGUAUAAUUGAAGCUGUUAUGACAAGUGACAACCUAGAUGUCAAUGCUACAGACAGGUUUGGUCGACCUGCCUUGUAUUUUGCAUUCAAGAGUUGUCAGAUCUCAUUGGCUAGGACACUGAUAUCACGUGGUGCUGAUGUAAACCUAUCUAAGCCUCCGUUACUACAUGGAUGUUGUUAUGGUGGCAGUGACACUGAGGACGUAGUAUAUGAAUUGGUGGAACUAGGAGUUGAUGUCAAUGUUGUAGAUGAGAGAAACAGAACUGCGCUGCACAUUGCAGUUCAGAAUUCACUUUUUAAUAUAGCCAAAGCAUUGUUAAAAUGCAAGGCAAAUGUUAACGCUGUUGAGGGUUUUGAUUUCCAGACUCCAUUGAUGAUAUGUGCGGGAAAAUCUCCGAUCUCUAUUGACGACAGAAGUAAAGAGGAAUACCAUCGGUCCUUGAAAGUACUGAAACUUUUAUUAGAUAGUGGUGCUGACAUCAGCGCCAAGGACGAUAAAGGCCGCACUGCGAUUCAUAUUGCUCUGCAAAAUGCAAAUAUUCUAGCCAGUUCUCUACUGAUUCAUUGGGGAGCAAAACACGACUCUCUCAACUCAAAUACAAUUCGAUCAGCGUAUGAAAUUUCUUUGUUAAGAAACUGUUUAGAAAUGGCUUGCAUUAUUUUCUUCAAUUUUUAUAGACAUUUUGAAACCUUUCCUUUAAACUUUUAUAGCAAUGCAAAAGAGACUCUGCAAAAUAUAGGAAAGAAAAGACAAAACGAAUAUGUUUUGGCAUUGGAACAAUCAUUGACCGAUUUGUGCACACGACACUAUUGUCAAGAAGUUUCAGCUAAGGGACCGCUUGGAUUUAUGCAAAAACUACCGAAACUGCAAAACUUGUGUAGACAUACAAUUUUACGGAACUUAAACCUUUCUGUGUUUGAAAAUACUUGUAUAAAGUUGCCAACAGCUAAGACCCUUCAAGACUUCAUAUUCUACAACACCAGAUUUUCUAUCAUAUCUACUUUGUCUUUGAGCGAUAUUCAUAUCGCUACACAUAUGGGAGACCUCGAAAGUUUAGCAUUGAGAUUGAAUCCACAUAUCGUCAAUAUACCAUUUAAUGGUCUCUCUUUACUGGAAGUGGCCAUCUCAAGACAAUGUAUCCCCGGAACCAAUCUUCUUUUGGAAAACGGCGCGGAUCCUAAUGGUGAAACAAAAGAGGGAUUCUUACCAUUGCACCUGGCUUCUCGGCAAUGCUGUUUCGAAAUUGUCCAGAUUCUUUUGAAAUUUGGAGGAAAUGUGAAUGCCCUAGAUAAGCAGGGUAACUUGCCAAUACAUGAGGCUUGUGUCUCUGGACACUUCAACAUUGCCGAAUUACUGAUGCAGCACGGUUCUAUUUAUCACCACCCAGAUACCGAUGGUCGGUACCCAAUUCAUUAUUCCUGCGCUAGUGGUAAUUGGCACUUCACUAAUGUUCUUAUAAAGCUAGGGAUUGAUGGAGAUACCACUGACAAUUGUGGAUACACAGGACUUCAUCUGGCUGCUAGCAGAGGAAACCUCUAUCUAAUCCAAAACAUUGAGUUGCCAUAUUUGUUUGAAACAGAAUUACUGAUGAAGGGGUACAUGUUUGUUUUGAUGUAUUCGUGUAAUGUCAGAUGCGUGACAAAGCCAAAAUAUACACCACAGGUUAAUCAUAUUAAAGUUCUAGAAAAUCUUAUGACAGCAGGAUGUAACCAUGCGAUAUUGAGUAAUAAGAACAAAUCAGCUUUAGAUAUUGCAAGGGAUUAUGGCUUCACGGAUAUUAUGACUACGCUUCAACGAAGAUGA
This is a messenger RNA of Ostrea edulis (European flat oyster), 1965 nucleotides long. Its product is annotated as putative ankyrin repeat protein RF_0381. Gene Ontology annotation, biological process: RNA processing. Lineage: Eukaryota; Metazoa; Mollusca; Bivalvia; Ostreida; Ostreidae. Bases 1 to 1965 code for a protein of 654 amino acids. The record is from RefSeq and is a predicted model, not a curated record. The transcript has a single exon. Gene Ontology annotation, molecular function: RNA binding; protein binding; RNA nuclease activity.